GUCUAAAAUUCCUCCCCAGAGAGGCACAGCUGCUGCAGGCUGGGGAUGUGAUGGGGUGACUAUUGACACCCCCCUCACCCACCCCCUAUCUCACUAUUAGGCGUGUAACAUAAACAAUGGAUCUGAAUUUCUCAACGGUUCAAGAUGGAAAGCAGCUGCUACCAGAGAGACACUCGUCCAAGCGUGUGCUGACGGGAUGCUUCCUCUUCCUCCUCAUCCUAACCACGCUGCUAGGCAACACGCUUGUGUGCGCUGCCGUCACCAAGUUCCGACACCUGAGGUCAAAGGUCACAAACUUCUUUGUCAUCUCGCUGGCCAUCUCGGACCUUCUGGUAGCUAUCCUGGUAAUGCCAUGGAAGGCGGCGACUGAGAUUGUGGGGUUUUGGCCGUUUGGCGCAUUCUGCAAUGUUUGGGUCGCGUUUGACAUCAUGUGCUCCACUGCCUCCAUCUUGAACCUGUGUGUGAUCAGUGUAGACCGUUACUGGGCCAUCUCAAGCCCAUUCCGCUAUGAACGCAAGAUGACCCCUAAAGUGGCAUGUCUGAUGAUCAGUGUGGCGUGGACCCUGUCAGUCCUCAUUUCCUUCAUUCCUGUUCAGCUUAACUGGCACAAAGCUCAGACCACCAGCUAUGCAGAGCUAAAUGGAACAUACCCUGAUGAUCUGCCCCCUGACAAUUGCGACUCCAGCCUUAACAGGACCUACGCCAUCUCCUCCUCCCUUAUCAGCUUCUACAUCCCUGUGGCUAUUAUGAUAGUCACUUACACCCGGAUCUACCGCAUCGCUCAGAAACAAAUUCGGAGAAUAUCUGCACUGGAGCGGGCAGCAGAGAGUGCCAAAAAUCGCCACAGCAGCAUGGGGAAUAGUUCAAGCAUAGAGAGUGAAAGCUCGUUCAAAAUGUCGUUCAAACGAGAAACCAAAGUCUUAAAGACGCUCUCAGUCAUCAUGGGAGUGUUUGUUUGCUGCUGGCUGCCCUUUUUCAUCCUUAACUGCAUGGUGCCAUUCUGUGAGCCCGACGUGCCGGACAGUGCCACGGACUUCCUCUGCAUCAGCUCCACCACCUUUGAUGUGUUUGUGUGGUUUGGCUGGGCGAACUCCUCGCUAAACCCCAUCAUCUAUGCCUUCAACGCCGACUUCCGCAAGGCCUUCUCCAUCCUCUUGGGCUGCCACCGGCUCUGCCCGGGGAGCAAUGCCAUCGAAAUUGUCAGUAUUAACAACAACAUGGGUGCCCCUAACACAAACCCCAACUGUCAGUAUCAGCCCAAGAGUCACAUCCCUAAGGAGGGCAACCAUUCAGCUAAUUAUGUGAUCCCCCACAGCAUCCUUUGUCAGGAUGAGGAGUUACAGAAGAAGGAUGGAUGUGGAGGGGAGAUUGAGGUGGGCAUGGUAAACAAUGCUCUGGAGAAACUCUCCCCAGCCAUCUCUGGGAAUUUAGACAGCGAUACUGAGGUCACAUUGGAAAAGAUCAAUCCCAUAACACAGAAUGGACAGCAUAAAACCGUUUCAUGUUGAGGAAAGGCUAAGAUGGAUCAAAGUACACUGCGGGAUGUAUGUACGCACAAAGGGAAGAAAAGCUAACCCAGGAGGACAGCAAAAGAGACAGAUGUCUUUUAGAACAUGCAUGGCAGAGAAACAGUGAAUGGGAUAUACAGGACCUUAAGACUGUCAACAAAAACCUACAUGGAAAAACUUACAGAAUGUUUUAAAGUAAAGGCACUUUAUCCUAGAUAUAACUAUCUGCAAAAUACUCUCAGCAUUUAUUGAUGAAAUUGACACAUUUGAUGAUAAAUGUUGAUAAUGUGAAUAUUAAAGCAGAACACUAGCUAAGUGCACAUGUAUACAUUUUUUUUUUACAUUUGCAAAGAUGUAUACAUCUGCAUGUGUAUUCUGUACAGUACUGACACAACCUUGGAAGGACUUAAACACAGUAUAUACAGUGGAGAAAGAUGUAGUAACUGUUAGCAAAAUGUCUUGUAGGUAGGUGCUUUGUAUUUGUUCAUGAAAAAGAGAAAUUGGGAAUUGCUUUUGGUUCAGUAUGAUUAGUUGUUUAUGACAGUUAUUUCUCUUCAGUACAUUUAUAAUCCAAUGACAUUUUAAUUGCAAAAUCAAAACAGCUGUAUUGCCGUGGUAAUUUAUUUGAGUUAAAACUGCUUCAGAAACCAAAGUAACAAUAUUUUUGAUUCAUUUUAAGGGGGCAGGUAAUGGAGUUCAAAACCGUAAGCCAAGUUGUCAUAUACUAUUUUUAAAAUAUUUAUUUUUUACACUUCCCAUGUUACAUUGCAGUUUUCUUAGUCUACCUUCCUUCCCUGUACCCUAUUCUUACCCAUCCUCAUUCAUGCCCACCUGGGACAGAUCAGACUGGCUCACCUGAAUUUUCCUCCAGUUUAUUCUCACUCCAUGUUAUCAUUAGCUCUGUGUCUCCCCUCCCGGCGGCUCUUCAGCAAAACCUCUCUAGGGUCUUACAGUCUUCUCUUCUUUACUUUUACUUGUUUAGCUUUUCCUCAGUCCCUUCAUUCCUCAAACUGCCCUUAUUUCUAUAGCAUUGUCAACUUCCUCUGUCUUCAUAGUCCUUUACACCAGCACUCUACUUUCCAUUUAUGUUUUUCUGGGUCCGUCCGAAUUUGACUUCAAUUUCUUCUCUGGCAACCCCCCAUUUUAUAUCUUUACUAUGCCCACUUAAAGCUUUAUUAGUUAUUCUAUCCAUUAUUUUUUGGCUAAUGCUAUCAAAAGAAUGUAGAUCUGUAAACUAAAAAUCCUGCACUUGGACAGAGUAGGCAGCAGCAGCAGCAGCAGAGUUCACUCAUCUGUAAUGCAAGUGACACUUGGUGACCUUUUGCAAACUUGCAGAUAUCGGAUUUUGUAAAUUGCUCAUGCUGGCAGCCAUGCUGUGCUGUAGUGGCGAUGGAGAGCAUGCAGUGUGACAGUCGCUAUGUUUGCAUGGGUGAAGACAAACCACCAUUACCUGCAAGAUAUGGAACAUAUUUUUAUUCCCCCUCCUCUCCUAGUCAUUCCAUUUGGCAUUGUAGCCUUUAUACAUUCGCAUACGAUUACAACUGGAGUCAAAAUAAGGUCCUGUUCAAAAGGCAGUUUGAAAUAAGUGAGUCCAAAUGAUGAAAUUAUUUUAUACCAAAAAACUAAUUUGAAAUAUAUUAUUAACAGUGACUAAAUCUUUUAAAAGUGUCAUGUUUUCGCUCAGCUACACACACUCUUUUCACUGAUUGCAUGAUUACUUUCUAUUUAGUUGAGAAAAGGUUAAUCUCCAAAUAAGUAGUUUCAGAUUAAAGGUUCAGUUUAAUAUGAGGCUAUGUAACAUCUGCUUGGCAGUUGACAAGUAAUAUAUGUGAUUAAACACAGAGUACUUAGAGUACAGUCAAUAGUGAUUAUGCAUAGAACAUUAUACUGCUAAAUUAAGAUAUUAUUUGCAAAUAUUCACUUUUAUAAACCUCAAACCAGAUCUAGUUAGGCUGAAGUAGCAAAAACCUCUCAAAGUAUUUAACUGAGCAAUGAUCCAUGUUGUUGCCUAUGAACUGUAGUUUGAUUGGUAAAGGGAACAUCGUGCCAUUGUUUUUUCAAUAUUAACAUAGAAUCGCUCUAAACGUAAUGUAUUUUUAUCCAUUACAGUCUAACACAUGACAGAGAGCAUUACAAUAUACACGUAGACGUAGAGUGUCGAAAACAUGGUGAAACAGCAGUAUAAAGGCGUUUAUACUGCUGGGUUUUUUUACGGGUAGAUAACAAAAUUGCAUUUUCAGAGUUUUAAUAAAUGAUAAUGUUUCUGUGGCACAAAUUAUUUUUAGACAUUAUAAGCCUUUACAGCUAGUUUUUGUGUGCUCAACAGCAUGCUUUCGGACGUUGUAUACUGUGUGUGUCCAUGAAGGCGUGAAACAGUUUCACAUCAGAGAAAGGCAGAGCUGAUCCAAUAGAAAGCAAUUGGUCUUGAAUGAAGCAUUUGAUUUUCCUGCUCUGGAAAAUCCAAUGCUAUCUAGAUGGCAACAAAUGGGGGGAAAGCUUUUAGCUCAAUAUGUGACUUGGCUUGUUACACAAAGGCAACUCAUUGUCCUCUCUGCCUCCCUGUCCUCUGCCACUGCUUCAGCUGCUGUUUCAUCACUUUAAAAUAUUUAUGAACUAAAGAUGUUUUUAUUAAGAAUGAAUUUGAAUUCCCAAGUGAUUUAAAUUUUCUAUUCCAAGUGCCACUAUACUUAAAUGUUCCCCUUUCCUCCCAUGCCUUUUAGAAACUCUCAACCAUAUCAGCUCAGUGACCUUUCCUUUUCUCUCUUCCUCAGUUCCUCUUAAUUUACUCCCUAAUUAUAUCCAAACACAAGCCAGCUCAAACAAGCGCUAAAACAUGAACUGCACAUAAUCUGACUGGACAUUGGACAUAAAGGGGAAAUGCCUUGGAGAAGAUUUGGUUACCCUUCCACCUCCUAUACCCUCCUUUUCCUCCAUCUCUUUUUCUUUUCUCUUGGCUGCCUCUGUCGACUUGAUGAGCACUCCCGAUGUUAACACAGAUUGAAUUUAUUAUUAAACGGACAGAGCCGACUGUUUCCCUUCUGUAGUUUGAGUCAAAGCUCUGAAUCAAAGCCCCUCCUAGCCAUGUUGUUAUUAUUAUAGUUAUUAAUAUAUGAUAUGAUAUUAUUGCUUUUGCCAAAAUCCUUCAUUUUGGCUGAAUGUGGCUGUAAUGUAGCUUAUGCUGUGAUUUAACCAGUGUUUUAUAAGCUGAAAUGUGGGUAUUCUCAAAGAGAUUAAUCUGCCAUUUGUUGUGACAUCAUUGGCAUUUACAGGUUUACCAGAUGUUUUUCGUAUAUGCUCUAUGUACACAUUUAUAGAAACAUACCUCCAGCCGUGAGGGGAAAUGAUCUCUGAUGUAUUUUGACUCCAUGUAAACCCCCUCCUGAGCCCUCACCUUGUCAACUUGGUGAGUCAUCUUUCCAGAUGCCACUGCUUUGAUUUUGUGGAAGAGGCCAUGUCAGGCAAAAUUCCCACAAGCGAAAUGUUUAGUUUGAUCCUGAGCAUUUCUCCAGGCUGCCCUACAUGUUGCUUGUGGGAGCUAGGAUGACAGUACACGGUCUCUCAAUCAGUGUAGUUACAUGAUGUAUGACAACUUAAGCAAAUCUGACGGUGCAGAAUCCCUCCUCCUCUCCCUCCAAAGGCAGGACAAGGGACGCAUGAGAUGUAGGGCGAACAACACUCCCAGGCCAUGGGAGUGUGAUGAUGAUAUUUCAGCUUACUCAAACUGUCUAGGAUAAUGACGGAGUCCCUACCUCGACAUCAAUUCAGUGACAAAGCUUCAUGUACAAAAAUAAAUUGCAGUAUUUAGGUUUGGGGUGUGCAGGAUAUAGUAUUGUACAAUGAUGUUCAAAAUGUAGUUGUGAUGAACACAAGUGCUUUUUAUCUUCAAAAAUCCUUAAUGUGUAGCAAACUUACAUGAUGUAUGUUCUUUUUUUUCAGUGUGGGGUUAUAAUUUAUGGUAAGAUGCAGAGGUCACUGACUAUUUAUAUAUUUCUUUAUUAAUUAACAUGUUUCUGGUGUUCAUUCAUGAACGUGAUGUCAAAGAUUAUAACCCUCAAAAUAAUUACAGUAUUUAGUUUACAGUUUGUACAAAAAAAAUG
Molecule: messenger RNA, 5605 nt
Organism: Eleginops maclovinus (Patagonian blennie)
Lineage: Eukaryota; Metazoa; Chordata; Actinopteri; Perciformes; Eleginopidae
Gene: drd1b
Product: dopamine receptor D1b
Exons: 1
Coding region: 117-1508 (463 amino acids)
Biological process (GO): adenylate cyclase-activating adrenergic receptor signaling pathway; G protein-coupled dopamine receptor signaling pathway; vasodilation
Cellular component (GO): plasma membrane
Molecular function (GO): dopamine neurotransmitter receptor activity, coupled via Gs; G protein-coupled receptor activity
Source: RefSeq, a predicted model, not a curated record